UGACUCUCUGCGAGGCUCUUAGUCUGACAGGACUGGGCACGUGUUCUGUCAGUAAAUACCCAAUAAUUACAAAUUACAGCUGUUAAAACACGCGAAAACAGUCUAGAGUGAAUGUGUUUAAAUGUGUUUCCUUUAGUGCUCGUUGUUGUUCCCAGUAUGGUCUGUAAGCUACUGUAUAAUGCCCUUGUAAUAGCAGGCAACUUUCACUUAAGCUGUGAUAUUUUAAUUGCAUUUUAGCUAUCUAUAUAUUGUUGCAUUUUAAAUUGAUUUUAAUAAUAGUCGUAAAGUUGAAACGAUCUACAUUCUCUCUUAUACAUUAAUUAAUAUUCGCAGUGUUUAUUCCUAAAAUGGAAAUAAAAACGUCGGAAGAAACUAAUCAAAACAAAACCCUGCUAGAAGAAACGUUCUAUGUUCUCUCUAAGAAGAAAAACACUUUCAAAGUUCGACUAACUCAGAAGGGCCUCCAUUUGAUUAGAGACAAUGAUGACAAUAUUAAAGAGCAGAUCAUUCAAUUAAAGGAUAUUAUUGGUUGUCAAUGUUUAAGAAGCAAGAAACGAGCUAGACACUGUACCUGCCAGUCUCUACCUAGAUCUGAUAGUUUACAAGUCGUUGAAGAAAAUUCAACUGAUCUCGAUGAUUCAGAUAUCAGUGCUUACUUGUACGUGUAUGCCUACAUUUUACAAGGAACAAAGGAGGCAAAUAAAAAACGAGAAAGAACAAUUAUAACGUUAAGGUUUAGAUCAUUUGACAAGUAUGAAGACAAUAACAAGGAAGCUCAAAGAUGGAGAUGUGUAUUAAAGAAACUAAUGAAAGGGGAAACUCUAACUAGCUCUAUUGUAAAUCAGAAUUCCAUAAUAACUCGGCAUAGAGAAACACGAAGGCUGCUCAUUUUGUGCAACCCCAAAAGCGGAGCUGGAAAAGGCAAGCAAAUAUUUCAACAAAAAGUCGCACCUGUGCUAAAUGAAGCUGAGAUUCCUUACGAUUUAUAUUUAACAAAACAUUACAACUUUGCCAGAGAUUUUGUAAGAAGCAGUAAUGUUUUUCAGUGGACGGGAAUCAUUGGGGUGGGUGGCGACGGUAUCAUUUACGAGAUAAUAAAUGGAAUUUUUGAACGUCCUGACUGGUCUGAUGUAGUGAAAUCAGUUCCAAUUGGGGUUGUUCCUGGUGGUUCUGGCAAUGGGUUGGCUCGAAGUAUAGCCCAUCAUGCAGAUGAACCAUAUUUGCCAUCGCCAACUUUGCCAGCGGCUUUGGCAGCAGUUCGAGGAUACAGCGAACCCAUGGACUUAGUCAGAGUUGAAACUCUCUCGCAAAUUGUGUAUUCUUUUCUCUCUGUGGGAUGGGGUUUGUUGUCGGAUAUCGACAUUGAAAGUGAAAGAUUAAGAUUGUUAGGUGGCACGAGAUUUACAGUUUGGUCAGUAGCCCGUUUGAUAGGUUUAAGAUCAUAUAAAGGGAAAUUAUGGUAUCUGCCUUCAUCUUCUUCAAGUUCCUAUAGUCAAAGUCCAAUUAAUGAAGGCAGCUCCAUGGAUUUUCCCUCAGAGGUGCAUUUGGAGACAGACGAAGGGCGGCCAAGGGUAGAUUCGUGGUAUAGUGCGCACUCUAGACGUAGUGCCUAUUUUUCUCUUGGUGGCAGCUCAUAUCAAUCUACUACGGAUAGCGGAUUAGGUGAUGGUGAUAAUGUCGAUUCAGGUGAUCGGCCCAGACGAAUGUAUGGGCCAUCUCCACAGUUGCCCAGCCUAACAUCAGUUUUACCAGGAGAUUGGAAAUGCAUCGAUGGUAGAUUUGUUAUGGUGCAUGCAUCAUAUCAAACCCAUUUAGGAGAAGAUUGCCUCUUUGCGCCAGAAGCCCGAUUAAAUGACGGGCGCAUUUGGCUACUGAUAGUCAGGCAUGGAGCAAGCAGAUCUCAAUUACUGCAGUUUCUUUUAGGAUUGACAACUGGAGCACACGCAUCGUCCGAAAAUAAAGACCCCACAGGAAACAUUGAGCUAAUUCCUGUUAUUGCAUUUAGAAUAGAACCAGAUAUGGCUCACACUGGCUAUAUGACUGUUGAUGGGGAACAUGUGGAAUAUGGACCUAUUCAAGCAGAAAUAUUUCCUGAACUUGGUAGGGUGAUGGUUCCUUGACCGAAUAAUGCCGUUUCGCGAAGAAACCAACGAGAUUCUAGGAUAAUAAAAAAAUCGAAGGUUGUGAUUUUAUCUACUCUAGAGCCGCUUUUAAUACGGCUUGAUAGUUUCUAGAUUCCACUAUAUUUCUAUUGUUCGCAGUACAAGCGUACUGUAAUAUUGUUAACAUUUUAGAUGUUUAUCCAACAUUUUUACCAUAUCGCUAGUGCAUUCCUACGGAUCGAGCGUGUUUCGAUACCUGUUGUUCUCGCAUCCAGCUCCAAAAAAUAAACUAUUACUAGUUCUAAUCUUAAAUCCACUUUAAUUGAGGGAUUUUAUUCAAAGUACAAUGUCUAGUCCGCCGUGUGCCGCGUUGUUCGCCUUAACAAAAAUAACAUAAUCAAUUAAUGUACAUAAUAAAAUAUACUAAAAGUUAUCAAAAUAAUCGGGUUAAACAUUCCGAAAACUUCCGUCAUUAAUUUUUUAAAUUUUAUUAAAAAAGUUAUCUCGAUUUAUUUAAUAAGUUAAAACUGACCUUUUAAUCGCUUUAGAUUUGGAUAUUUUUUAUUUGAUGGUCGUUGAAGAAGCCUAACAUGUACAUAUUUCUGAUUUUAUGCCGAGUUUAAAUCCAAAUAUAAAUAACACUAAAAUUGUCAUUUUGCUUCACAUCGAUUUGAAUGCAAUUCAAUCGGACAAUAAGAAUAAUCAAAAAAUUCCUGUGUGAAAAAAACAAGAUCAAUUAAAUUAUAAAAAUCAGUAAGUAGAAUUCUUAAGAUUAAAAAAUACAAUUUGGAUGUUGAACGUUAAGCUGAAUAUCUUUGCUUGAUUUUCGGGAUAUUAUGGAUUAUAACUGAUGCUAAAGAUAAUUUACAUUUUAAAAUUUUUUUACAGUUCUCCAAGAUCAUUUUUUAGUUUCUCAUCUGAUCAUAUCAUUCAGUUUGGUUUUAAUACAUAUUAGUAAUUCUGUUGAUACUUAGUUAAGCCUAAAAUUCACAUUCAUUAAAUGUUGACAAAAGUACCUUUGUGAUUACCAGAAAUGACAAAUUCUACCGCUCUCUGGUUUAAGCAUUUUCAACAUGACUUUGUGUUCAUCUUACAUUUCAUAUUCAUUUCCGGCAUGUGAUUUUUUUAAACUAGAAAACCUUUAUUUAUGUGGAUAGUAAAAUUACAUUUUGUGAAUGGCAUCUACCGUUACUGUCAGUAAUUCAAUGAUUAUUAGUAGUGAGUUUUAAAUACAAAUUGUUAACUGUAGAGACGUAUUGCCUCAUAAUUAUUGUUUAAGUUGUCCCGACUGUUGAGGAGCUGCUUUACAUUUUCCGAAUACAUUUGAAAGGACAUGUUUAUAAAAAGUUAUUGUUACAUCAAAUAUACUUUUUAGAAGAA
Dendroctonus ponderosae (mountain pine beetle) is the source of this 3482-nucleotide messenger RNA. Its product is annotated as sphingosine kinase 2. Gene Ontology annotation, biological process: sphingosine biosynthetic process. Lineage: Eukaryota; Metazoa; Arthropoda; Insecta; Coleoptera; Curculionidae. The record is from RefSeq and is a predicted model, not a curated record. The coding region runs from base 348 to 2120 and encodes 590 amino acids. Gene Ontology annotation, cellular component: intracellular membrane-bounded organelle; cytoplasm; membrane. The transcript is spliced from 8 exons.